CUAGUUACAAGAAAGCAGGAUUUCGUGUGGAUAUUUGCAUACCGAGUAGCUGUGAUCGAGAAGACAUUGAAAAUAUUCUUCAAUGGGUGAUGGACUCUUUAGGGAAACCAAUGGGAGUUUUCAGUGGAAACGUGUGGUUACGCGGAGAUUACGAUCAAUGCUUAAAUAUAGAAGUUAAAGACAGUAAAAUAAGAAAUUAUAAUAAAAAUCUAAACAAAAUUCAUGGUAAAUUCUGCUCACUGACUAUCGGAUGUAAUUCGUAUCGAUUUAAUGAAGUGCCAAAAGAUAUUAAAACGAGAAAAAUUUUCAGAAUGUUAGAAGAUAUUUUGAAACCACUUCCAUUGAGUAACCUAUUUGAAACUACUAGUUACAAGAAAGCAGGAUUUCGUGUGGAUAUUUGCAUACCGAGUAGCUGUGAUCGAGAAGACAUUGAAAAUAUUCUUCAAUGGGCAUUUAGAGAUCUUUACACGGCAGAAGUAAACUUUUGCAGAGUGAAAGACCAGAAGAUUUUCUUUUCUACAACCCAAACAAUUUGUAUAAUUGCCAUUAGUCUCUUUGUCACAUGGGUUAUUAUUGGAACAAUAAUCGAAACUCUACUUAAAUUUCGUAUAAUUAAAACUUUUUGCAAUAAAG
Centruroides sculpturatus (bark scorpion) is the source of this 633-nucleotide messenger RNA. RefSeq lists its product as uncharacterized. The transcript has 5 exons. The annotation marks the transcript as partial. Lineage: Eukaryota; Metazoa; Arthropoda; Arachnida; Scorpiones; Buthidae. The record is from RefSeq and is a predicted model, not a curated record.